AAUUUGACAAAACGAUUACAGAUGAUGUGGCGAAGAACGACUGAAGCAAAUUUUCAUAUAUUUUCCCUACAAAUUAAGCUGAUUUUUUAGAAGAAAGUUAAAGAGAAUUUGCUUAGAAGAAUAACCAAUUGCGUUAAAGUAAUAAGUUAGUUAAUAGAAGUAAUAAAUAAUUUAAGUAAUACACAAAAAGUGCGGUAUUCGAUAAAAACAAUGCAAAAUGUUUGGCAGACGAAAAUGCUCGGCAAUGAACUCUGCACUAAUUUUUCUGGGCGUUUGCAGCAUUCUUAUGCCGACAAAUUGGGUAGUAGAGGGUCUUUCUGACUUACGGCUUUGUGCGGAUCCACAAUGUCAAAGCAUUAUUUCUCAUGGAACUGGUAAGAUCUCCUAUCGAGCAGGGAAAGAAGGUAUGGUGUCUUUUAAAAUUAACUCUAAAAUACGAAUUAAAUCGAAAAGUGCUGGUAAAGAUCCCACGCUUUGGGGUAUCGAAGUAAAUGGACGAGAAGGUUACGCACCAAAGGAGUAUAUUUUGGAAGAAAGAGUAGUUGUGAAAGAUAAGUACUUAUUGUAUACUGUACCUGUCACUGGUUCACAAACAAUAUCUUCAACUGCAACACCAACACCAGCUGCAACGCUAAAACCUUCAGAAAGUAUUUCAAUAAAAAAAGAAGACGUGGAGAUAACCCCCACAGCACCAUUGUCGCCACAAUUAGAAACUGAAAAAUCAAUUCCUCUAACAAGUCGGGAGAGGGAACCUACUAAGGAAGAUAUAAGUCAAGCGACACCUGUGCAAUCUAAUAUUGAAAUUAUUGAUGGUACAGAAAUACCGGUUUUAGAAAAAGUGAUAGAAAAACAAAAUAACUUCCUAGAAAAGAGUCCUGAUAAUGCUGAGGUAGCAGAAAAACAACCAUUGGAAAACAGUAACGAAACCUCAGAGGUUGAAAAGCAAGUGUCUAAACCUGAACAAAUUAUUAAUAAUACUGCUCAACAACAGAAUACUUCAAUAACUGAGGAUUCAAAAGAUAUAAAGAGCGAGUUACCUACAUUAGGAUCCGCAGAUGAUGACGGUAAUAUUGAAGAUGAUGACGAUGAAUAUGCCGAAGAGGAAGACUAUAGCGGAGAAAAUGAAGAUGAUCCCAUAUUGGGUGAAAAUGGUGAAGAGAUUACUAAAAAAGAAAGCAACGAUUCAAAUUCGCUGACUGAACAAAUGGAUCUUUUGAAUGCGCAAGGUUUUAACAAACCCGAUGAAGAUAAUAAGGCAGAGGAUUCCUCCGAAACUGAGAAAUCAAAUUUAAAUAUAAGUGAUGGCACAGAAUCUCAUACAAUGGAGGAAAAGCUUUCGAUCGAAUCAUUGGGCGACAACAUAACUGUCAUAAAUGAGACUAUCGGAACCGAAACGACAACGGAGAAGUCAGUUACCGAAUCGGUUACUUUGCCACAAGAACAGUUAUCCGUACCACAAGGAGUAGCUUCUGCUGAAGUGUCGUCGGCAAGUGCAAUUGCGAAUGAAACCGGCAAAGAAGUUCCUAGCGUAUUAAGUGAAAGGCUGCCAGUUCCUAACACAUUGACAGAUACUACAGCUCUCGAAACCGAGUUACAAUCUAACGUCUCUAUAGAAACUACCACCCAAUCAACAUCUGCAACUACGAGCGAGAUAAAAGUCGAUGACAAUGCAUCAAGUGCUGAACAUAAUGUGCCUACUUUACAAAUGUUUGAAACAUCAACUCAACAUCAACCUCAGGAUAAGUACAAACAGGAGCAACAACAUACACAUGCCCAUACGCACUCACAAGAGCAACAGCAUACAUAUCAGUAUCAUCCACAAGAGCAACACCAACAUCUUGAUACGAGUACACAGCAAAAUAACCCACAAGAUCAACACAAACAUCUAGAUCCGCUACAAAAUAAUAUUCCUCAAGAGUCGGAAGAGACUACAACAGAGGCAGCGGAUGUAGCAGCAAGUCAACGGUCUGAAGACGAAGAACUACAUACACCCUAUUAUCCCAAACCGAUCGAUGAGCAAAGGUUAAACCAGCCACCACCCGGUGUAUAUUCCUACGAAACUGUUACAGAAUCAUCGACAAGUGAAGUGGAAACCGAGCAAUUAGAUACGGCAACUCCUUCAUCAAGUGAUCCUCAGCAAAGCAACGAAGUCAACGAUGCAUCUGAUGAAUACGUCGAGUCAAUGAAAAGAGAUGAAGAAAGUCGACACAAAAGCCACUUAUAUGCAAGUUCCGAAGAGGAAACCACAGCCACACCAGCUGAGGAAAAUAGUCAAAGCAGUGUUAUAGAUGUCGUCGCGGUAGAGGAAAACUUGUCCCACACCACGCCUAUUCCACCAAGUGUUGAUGAGAUAGAACAACCAGUACUGCAUUCAACACCAAUACCGCCUAUAGAAGAAUACGAGACAACAACAACUGCGGCAGGUCCGUCGAUAGAGGAAUAUGAAACAACAACAUCAGUGCCACUUCCAUCAAUUGAAGAAUAUGAAACAACAACAUCAGUGCCACUUCUACCAGUAGAGAAAUAUGAAACAACAACACCUGUGCCACUGCCAUCAAUAGAAGAUUAUGAAACCACAACAAAAACAUCUGAGCCAGUCGAAGAAAAUGAAAGGAUAAUAACAAACGCUGUGCCAAAUAAUGUGCCAGAGCAAGAAACUAAGGAGCAGGAACAGGGCCUAUUCGCUACUAUACUAGGCACUGUCAAUAAUUUCUUGUCGCAUGGCAAAAAGGAAGAUGCUAAUGUAGAGGAUGAAGAACUGCAACGCAUACUCUAUCCUGAUCGAGCCAAAACAAGUAAAACAUCAAAGGAGGCCGAUGCUGACUAUUGUGAGAAGCUUUCACCAAACGAUUGUCCAUCGCAAGUGUUGCGUGAAUUAAAUAAUGCGGCGGCAUCGUCUUCUUCAAUAGCUGGCUGUCAGUUGGAUCUAACUAACAUGUCCAUGGAUAUGUUGUUGACCGUGGCUGGUAAUAAAAUGUUUGAAAUGAGUGAAUUAUUGGCCUGCCUGGCGACAGUGUCGGUCACGUGCCUUUUCUUUUUGUUCGUGUAUUAUUGUUUCUGCAACAGCAGUCGCGAAGGCGAGCUGUUGGGCAGGUUGAAUGCGUUGGAGCGCAGCUUGCUGGCGACACACAAGGAGAAUGCUAUACUCAAAGAAGAUUUGAUGGGUACGCGUAACAAAUUGUCGAGCAUUGAAGAUAAUUCCUUCGGUUCGAACGAUAUGGUAAUAGCGUUGAAGCAAGAAUUGGAGGAGGAACUGCUGGAAAAACGUCAAUUGCAAGAACAAGUUGGAAGUUUAGAAAAGGAACUAGAAAAUGCAGCCGAAGCCGGACUGGAGUUGAAUAAAAUCGUUUCAGAACUAUUGAACAAUCAGACCGGUGACGAAUCUAUUAUCAGCAGCGUUGAGGAAUUGCAAAAGCAGUUGAAUGAACAACAAAAAACUAUACUCGAUAUAAACGCUAACUUGGCCGAGAAAAGUCGUGAAAAUAGCGAACUACAGCUUAUGAUUGCAGAGCAGAAUGCGCGUCUUAGCGGUGAAAUUGCGUCGUUGCAGCAAGAUAACGACGAGCUCGAAGUGGAAAAGAGUAAUUUACAAACACGUUUGGAGGAAGUGAAGCGCGAGUUCGAAGAAGACAUCACCAAGGCGCUGGAAGGCAAGAACUUUGAGAUAAAACGUCUACAAAGUGAAUUAGUUGAGCUCAGUACAAAGCUCGAGGCGGAACACACGAAGUAUCAGACGAGUUUGGCGAAAGUAGAGGCUUUGGAGGAGUGUUUGCGUACAGUACGUAGAGAUCCAAGUGUGAAUAUCAACAACGUUAUUGACGUUGCCAACGUAAGAGCCGAACUGUUGGAUGUGCAAAAGCGGUACGCUGCUUUAAAAGAUCGAUUAGAUACAGAAACGGAUGCCAAAAAGUUGUUCGAACAGCAAUUACAGCUAGCUAACAGUGAAAAUGAGAAAUUGAAGCAUGAUUUCCAUCAAUCGGAAAAGGAUAAAUUAGAGGCACAGACGCGUUUGGAAGUGUUGUCCAACUACUUCAAGGAGAAGGAAAACCAGCUGCAAAAAGAACUAAGUCUGAAAGAAGCCAUGUGGCUGAAGCAACAAGGUGAAACCACCAGCACCGUGGAUCGCGUUACCACAAUGCAACAAGAAAUUCAAGCAUUAAAAUCGCAAAACGAUGCACUGCGCGCUGAAAUCGAAGCUCAACUAGCAGCACACAAAGCGCAAACGGGGACUUUGGAGAAUCGUGCACAUGAAACAUGGCUGGCGGCACGUCAAUCAGAACGUCGGUAUGAGGAGGCGCGCGCCGAAGCCACAGCGCUGCGUCGUAAGCUCACUUCCUUGGCUGGGGGCGCGACUGGUGAAGCUAAUUUUGAAAAAAUGGCUGCUGGGGAGUUAAAUAAUGCGAAUUCGCCCAUACAUAUGGAAUCGCCCGGUUCGCCGUUGUUAGGUAGACUGCCACCACCGCCAUUCCUGCCACCACCAUUCAUGGGACCACCGCCACCAUUUAUGGGCAUGCCACCGCCAUUUGUGCCACCGGGUGAAAUGCGUCCACCGCCACUGGGACGUCUAAUGUCACCACCACCGGGUGCGGUCAGCGGCGGCAGUGGUGGUAGUGGGCAUUUACCACCACCGCGCAGCGGUCGUUAUUCGCCCAACCGCACUGAUUAUGACGCCUAUGAUGACGAUGAGGACGAGGAUGAUUAUGUGGAUGACGAAGACGAUGAAGAUGAGGAAGAGGAGCGUAUUCGUCAACAUCAUCGGCGACGUGGUAGCGAUAUAAAUGGCAGUUGGCAUCGCGACGACUCAUACUCACCGCCGCCGCGCGCUUAUCGUUCACAAUCGCCCACAGAUAGUCGUUACAAUUACAACGCGGAACGUGAUCUCAUCUCGACAUACGAUACCGAAACCGAUUUCGAACCAUCACCAUCACCAAGAAAACACGAACGACGCGGUGCACGCGGCUCACGUGCCGGCAGCUACCGAGAUUACUCACCACCGCCAAGUGCCUCGUCACCGUUGAACGUAUCUUCCAACAGUAAUGCAGGCAAAAAGCAUACCUCCUCGGCAUUUAGUAAAGGCCAUAUGAGUUCCGGCUCAGAGAAGUCCUACAAUGCCCCGCCACCACCACGACAUGGUGGCAAAAAGAAUAGCAAGUCGGCGGUGUAAGUGGUUUAUGGGGGCGUGCAACUUACCAAUGGAGUUCAAAUGUUUACUUGGCUAAGCGUGGGCGGUUAAUCUACUAAAUAAUACUAACGUGUAGUUAAAUUAAUUGUUAUACAUAUACUUAACGGUGAAAGAGAUAAGAGCGAACAACAUUGGAAUACCAACAACACGAAGUAACAGCGAAAAGAACACUGCAAUAAUACUAAAUAUCCACUCCAUACAUACCCACGUACUCGUAUGCGCAACACACGAGUACAUUCGUACAUACAUGCAAACUUUUGCCAACGAGAUUCCAUAUUACAUGCCAAAAAUUACGUAUUAACAGCAUUUCAUUUUACGCACUUUUUAGUCCCAAAUUAGCAGCGAACAAAAAUGGUAGAAUCCUUUUUUACUUAUUGUUUUUGUUAAUAAAAAUUUACCUCCUAAUCCGAAUGUUUGCGAAUGGUUGGAUUUAUUCAACAGCGCUGUGCGAUGUGCACUUAAUGGCGUCGGCAAGCAUUUGUUGUAGUAGUGCUGCGCUCACGAAUAAACUUCCGAAUGUCGUUAGAGAUCUUGAAAUGUUUUGUUUUCUCUUCUGUAUAUGUAAUUAAGUCUAUGUUGUUAACAUAUGUUUAUGAGAGUACUAUUUUAAUAAUUGUGGUCCUGUAUAAAUUUCAUCGCAAUAGAACGGACUGAAUAUCUAAUAAACGAGAAGUAAAAUAAAUACUUAAAUCAUAAAAUCGAAUAAAA
Bactrocera neohumeralis is the source of this 5890-nucleotide messenger RNA. RefSeq names its product transport and Golgi organization protein 1 (gene Tango1). Gene Ontology annotation, biological process: endoplasmic reticulum to Golgi vesicle-mediated transport; vesicle cargo loading; protein secretion. Gene Ontology annotation, molecular function: protein binding. Lineage: Eukaryota; Metazoa; Arthropoda; Insecta; Diptera; Tephritidae. The transcript has 11 exons. The record is from RefSeq and is a predicted model, not a curated record. Bases 218 to 5164 code for a protein of 1648 amino acids. Gene Ontology annotation, cellular component: endoplasmic reticulum exit site; endoplasmic reticulum membrane.